Molecule: messenger RNA, 2966 nt
Organism: Cucurbita maxima (winter squash)
Lineage: Eukaryota; Viridiplantae; Streptophyta; Magnoliopsida; Cucurbitales; Cucurbitaceae
Exons: 14
Coding region: 161-2683 (840 amino acids)
Cellular component (GO): plasma membrane
Source: RefSeq, a predicted model, not a curated record
UUUGAAACUCCAAAUUUUUUGUAAAGGUUCUAAAUCUGUGUGUUAACAAAAUUUCCAUUACGGCUCCAGAUCAAAGAAAUUCAGUGCUCACGAUGUGAAUAACCCAAAAUCUCUAUCAUUUCAUCUUUUAGAAUCCUGCUUCCCCCUUACCCGUAAUCGAAUGAUCCUACUGGAGCCGAAUUGUUUCAAGAGUAAUUUUCUCAAGAUGGGUUCGGAUUUGAUUCUUCACACUCUUGUCAGUUUGAUUCUUUGUCUUUUCGUUCUGUUCUCGAUUUUCAUUGCACACUGUGAAUCGUUCGACGAUUUUGCUCCUCACAAUGCCUUCACAGUUUCUAGCCUUGUGUACCCUCAUACCCGGUUGCAGCCAUUUCAGCUACGGUAUUUUAGAGUUGAGUUGCCGCCAUGGUUCUCAUCGGUGUCUAUUUCAUUGAACUCAGACGUAGAUCUCGACAUCACAAAAGCAAGAAAGAUACCGAAGCGUGCUUUGCCUAUAAUUUGCUUCAGAGAAGGCAGUCCCCCGCUGCCUGAUGCUUCGAAUACUUCCAUAAUAGAUUCAGGGUUAGCUCCUUUAACCAUCCUUUCCAUUGAAGGAAUCCAAGGUCAUAAAAAUCUGGAACAAUGCUAUACCAUGCAGCAAUAUAUCGAAUUAAAGCUGACAAAUGAGCAGAUACCUCCAGGAGUCUGGUAUUUUGGCCUUUUCAAUGGCAUUGGGUCGUCAAGAACGCAAUCCAAGAUGGUAGUCCGAGGGUCUUCAUAUUCGUUCACUGCUAAUGUAACAGUGGAAGGGUGUUCACCCUCCACGAUGUUCGGGCAAUAUUGCAAUCAUACAGUUGACCCGCUCUCAUGCUCGUUAUUUGAUGGUCAUAAUCUUGCUGAAAACAUUUUAGAAGCUAUGUCAUAUAACCAAACAGGGGAAAGUUUGGUUGCCUGCAGGAGUACGUUGAAACCAUCUUGUCUUGGAGAUGGUGAACCAAAAAUAUACUACUUGGAUGUGGAAGGUGUGGCGGAAGAGCUGACCAUUUCAGCUACAAAUGUGAGGCCCAACUUAACACAGUCAGAUAACUCUAGUUAUGUCGGUGGAAUUAGUUUGACGGGCUUCACUCGUCUUGGUGCAAUUCCUUCAGUUGCCCUGCAUGAUUAUUCCAGUAACUUAAACACAGGCCCUUUGAUUAUCCGUUCUCCAAAAAUCGGUCGAUGGUAUAUCUCAAUAGUUCCUAUUAAUGUUUCGAAAGAACUGGAAAGCGUUUCAGCCAACAAUGUGAGAAUUUGUUAUUCCAUGGAAUCAUAUGUGCUUCAAUGCCCAUAUGGAAAGACUGGACCUAAUUGUGCAUGGAACAGAUACGUCCUCCAGCAGGCAAUCGUCCGAAGAGGUUCAUCCCCCUUCGAAUCAUAUUUUAUGCCGAUCACAGAACAGUACUUCAAAGAACCGAAAUUCGCUGUUGAACCCCUUCUAAGCAACUCUUCAAAUCAUGGAGAACAAAAGUAUGCUUGGACUUAUUUUGUUUUGGAUGUUCCUCGAGGUGCAUCUGGAGGAAAUAUUAACUUUCAAUUAUCAACUACUGAGACAAUGGAUUAUGAAGUCUAUGCUAGAUUUGGUGGAUUACCAUCUCUUGAUAACUGGGACUACUGUUAUAAAAACCAAACCAGCAACAGUGGUGGCUCAACAUUCCUUUCCCUCUACAAUUCAAGUAAUGUAAAUAUCAAUUUCCAUAUUUUAUAUGCUAGUGAAGGAACUUGGGUUCUUGGAUUAAGGCAUCCGAUCAACAGAAGUUUGGCCAAAUAUCAGACUAUUAUGUCGGUCAUGCUUGAACGAUGUCCAAACAGAUGUUCAUCCCAUGGAAGAUGUGAGUAUGCUUUUGAUGCUAGUGGAGCCGCAACAUAUAGCUAUUGUUCCUGUGAUCGAAAUCACGGAGGCUUUGAUUGCAGCGUUGAGAUUGUAAAUCAUAGAGGGCACGUGCAACAAUCAAUUGCUCUCGUCGCGUCAAAUGCUGCUGCCAUUUUCCCCGCUUUUUGGGCUCUUCGACAAAAGGCUCUAGCAGAGUGGGUGCUGUUUACCUCAAGUGGAAUUUCAAGUGGUUUAUAUCAUGCUUGUGAUGUGGGCACUUGGUGUCCAUUGUCAUUCAAAGUAUUACAGUUUAUGGACUUCUGGCUCUCUUUCAUGGCUGUCGUUAGCACUUUCGUGUACCUAGCCACAAUCGACGAAGUUUAUAAAAGGGUGAUUCAUACCGUUGUUGCAAUCCUAACUGCUCUCAUGGCUAUAACCAAGGCAACGCGGUCUUCCAAUAUCACUAUUGUGCUAGCAAUUGGUGCACUCGGUCUUCUUAUUGGAUGGCUGAUCGAGUUAUCGACAAAGUAUAGAUCGUUCUCCUUUCCACUGCAAAUUUCUUUGAAUGUGCUUCACAGAUGGGAAACUAUCAAAGCAUGGGGGCACAAUCUUUUAAAGACUCUGUACAGAAGAUAUCGAUGGGGCUUUAUGACUGCAGGUUUCACUGCAUUGGCUAUGGCUGCCAUAAGCUGGAAUUUGGAAACCACUGAAACUUACUGGAUUUGGCACAGCAUUUGGCACUUGACUAUCUACACAUCGUCUUUCUUCUUCCUCUGUUCGAAAGAAAGGGUUUCGAAUGUUGACAAUUCGUUUGUUCCAAAUGGUGAAAACGAAAGAGAAGGUUCGAAUGUAAAUUAGGCUAGGCAGGAUUAGUUGCCCAUAAGUGUAUAGAAGGAAGCAAAAAUAGAGGCGAUUUGCGAGUUUCAGCUGAUUGGAGACCUUUACCCAAUAUAGCUUUUCGAUCGGUUACUGUAAAUUAUUUCUAUAGGUUCCAUUCUUUUGGUAGGAAAAACAAGACAUGGAUUGUGAAUAUGCAUAAAGUAGUUUAGAUAGAAUGAUCCUUUAGUUUACACGCGGUCUUGCUCGUCCAAGGCGUGUUGCCUGUGACUGUAUGUUGGAUGUCUUGAUCAUGUUUGUUCAG